Molecule: messenger RNA, 1221 nt
Organism: Brienomyrus brachyistius
Lineage: Eukaryota; Metazoa; Chordata; Actinopteri; Osteoglossiformes; Mormyridae
Product: alpha-1-microglobulin/bikunin precursor
Exons: 10
Coding region: 71-1117 (348 amino acids)
Cellular component (GO): plasma membrane; cell surface
Molecular function (GO): serine-type endopeptidase inhibitor activity
Source: RefSeq, a predicted model, not a curated record
GCUGGGGAGGACUGAUUUUUAAAUAACGACACAGUGGCUCAGGACAACAGUCUGACUGGACACAGCCGCCAUGCACAUCACAGUGCUGCUGCCGUUUCUGCUCCUGGCUGUCGGCACCCCAGCCUUUGGGGGGCCCCUGCCUUCGGAACCUGCGCUCCAGCCUCAGGAAAACUUCGACCUAACCCGGUUUAUGGGGAAGUGGCACGACAUCGCCGUAGCGUCCAAUUGCCCCUGGAUACAAAAGCACAAAGACCACCUAUCAGCGGGAACCAUAGAAAUAAAUCAGGGGGUUACCAGCAAUACCCUCAACCUGACGAGAACUGCCAUCAGGCGUGGAGAGUGCAAACAAAAAUUUAUGUCCUACGAGGUAACGGACACUUCUGGGAAGCUGUCGUAUCACAAUGCAAAGUGGAAGGCUGACGUGGAUGCAUACGUGGUCCGCACUAAUUACCACGAAUAUGCCAUCGUGGUCAUGAGAACGCAGAAGCAGGGUGGCAACAAGACCACCACACUGAAGCUCUAUGGUCGCAGCCCGGACCUGCGCUCCAGCCUUGUGGAAGAGUUUACCCAGCUGGCCAAAGAGCAAGGACUGAACGACGACGCCAUCAUCAUUCUGACGAAGACAAAGGAAUGUGUUCCUGGAAAUCCAGCCCAGUUGCCAGAAAUUCAGAGACUCAAAAGAAACGUUGUCCUGCCCUCACCUGAGGAAGGUUCAGCCGUAGACACGCCCAUGUUUAUAAAUGAAGACUCCUGCAUGAGCCCCCCAGAUGCAGGUCCAUGUUUCGCCAUGUUUUCACGCUAUUUCUACAACUCCACCCUCAUGGCCUGCCAGGAGUUCAUCUUUGGUGGUUGCCUGGGCAACCAGAACAACUUCUUGACUGAAAAGGCCUGCCUUCAGACAUGCCGCACUGAAGCGGCCUGCAGGCUGCCUAUUGCCCCUGGGAAGUGCACUGGCCAGGAGCAGCUCUGGGCCUUUGAUUCCAUAAGCGGAAAGUGCGUGUCCUUCAAAUAUGGCGGCUGUAAGGGAAACGGCAACAAGUUCUACAGCCAGAGGGAGUGCGAGGAGUACUGUGGCGUGAUCAAGGACGGAGAUGAGGAUCUGAUGAAGGUCAACUGAAAGUCAGCUAAAUGACUAGGCAGCAGAACAAAUCAACCGACCAGCAAAUACAGCGGUUUGGCAAUAAUGGAGUCAUGAUUAAACUAUGCAGUAUAAUAUGGAAA